Messenger RNA from Musa acuminata subsp. malaccensis (wild Malaysian banana), 3246 nucleotides. The record is from RefSeq and is a predicted model, not a curated record. Lineage: Eukaryota; Viridiplantae; Streptophyta; Magnoliopsida; Zingiberales; Musaceae.
UGCUACUGUUUUGUUCCCUUGGAUGUGACCAUCAAAGGAUUAUGCUUUCUCCAUUGUACAUUUCUCCUCAAGUGUCUUUUCAUUCAGCAGAGAUAGUUAAAUCUCGUACACCUGACGAAACAAAUGAUAUUGCAACGAGGAUGGAAUUCAAUAGAAAAUUUAUGAAGCAAGUAAGUUCUGGAAAUUUGUUCGGUACAGGAUCAGUUGCUGAAUGUAGCCCACUGAGACCACACAGCCCUAGUGUGAACAUUUCUGGUGGGAAGAUAAUGGUUGAUGUGGAUGACAUGGAUGAUAAUAUAGAUCAUUCGGGAAUUCUUGCAUCCUCGAAAAGAGAUACACACAUGACUGAUCCAGGUAAGUCAACUACCUUAAAUUCCCAGCAACUACAGAAGAUUCCUUCUGCUAGGAUCAAUUCUUCGGUUCAGUUCCCAAAGUCAAACAAGACGCCCUCACAACAAACCGUUGUUGCUUGCAUUAAAUCAAAAAAUUCUAAUAGAAUUCAUAGUGGAAAAUUUCCUAAAGAAACUUCAACAAUUGAAGAGCCCAAAGAAACUUCAACAAUCGGAGAACCCAAAGAAGCCAAAGAAAAGUUUUCAUCCCAUACAACUGGUGAGAGAUCAAACAGUUCGAAAGAUUCUUUAGCUAGAGAUGAUACAAUCGGUUUGCAUUUAACUGAGAAAUCAAUGAAUGGCGAUACAGUAUUGUGUCAUGGAAAAGGUGAUCAGAGUGGAACUCAACGCUUGAAUGAUAUUGCUGUUAUUAAUGAUGGUGAGGCUAUGAAGACCAGAAGUCAAUUAUGCUCUAAAGCUUUACCCGGAAAAGGUCAUAGAGCUACAGAUAUUUCUGGGAAUUGCCACAAAGAGGACAGUGCAAAGAAAAAUGGGUUAUUGGAAUUUAGAGAUUUAGAAAGAAAAGAUGAUGCAUCUGAGCCCUUAAUGGUGGACACAGUGCCCGGUUUGGUGAUAUCCCCAGAUGAUAUUGUUGGAGUGAUUGGUUCAAAGCAUUUUUGGAAAGCCCGAAGAGCUAUUAUCAAUCAGCAAAGGGAUUUUGCAAUACAAGUAUUUGAGCUUCAUAGGGUAAUAAAGGUUCAGAAGUUGAUAUCUGCAUCACCACAUUUGCUUCUUGAAGGCAAUCCUUAUUUAAGCAAAUGUUCAGUAAAACCACCCAAUAAGACCCUGCCUCAAUGUAAUACAAAUCCUCAGCCCGAGGAAUUUAGACCAAAAGAUGGUCUUCAGAACCCAAAACAGAACAAGGAGCAGCCAGCUGAUAACAUUGCUGGAGUUUCAGCUCUCCCCGCAUGUGAGGAUGGGUCUAAAGGAGGUCCACAUGGUCAAGUUCCAAAAGCAGGGUCCAACUCUGGUAUUCCAUCACCGGUGCCAAUGGCUCCAGAUGACAAGUCAAGACCAUUGUGUUUUCCUCCCCUGGGAAACCAAUGGUUAGUUCCUGUAAUGUCGCCUUCGGAAGGUCUUGUUUACAAACCCUAUACGGGACCUUGCCCACCAACUGGUGGCUUCAUGGCUCCUCUUUAUGGAAGAGGCACACCUCUUGGUGCAUCUCAAGUGGCAGGAGACUUCAUCAACUCCGCAUUUGGUUUUUCGGCAUCUCAUCGGCCACCAAACGUGGGUAUUUUACCGGGUCCUUCGGCCAUUGCACCCCUGUAUUAUCCCACACCUUAUGGCCUUCAAGCUUGGAACCCAAUCAUAUCUACCUCUGCAGUCAAACAGGUCAGCAAUUUAGCUGGUUCACAGCCCAGUGGACAAACCGGUCAGCAUUCCAGGCGCUCAUGUAACAUGUCCCCCAUUCCUAGGAAGGAAGCAUUUCCUGGCCAUGCUGGGAAGUUUCAGGUGUCAAAGAAGAGUGAGUUUCAAGGAAGCACAGUGAACAUCCCCUCUGAGAAGACACAACUAGAAGAAAGAGAUCAAUUUCUUCUAUUUCCUACAGCUCCUGGAGCGAGCAGUCUUAAUUGCCCAUUACAAUCCAAUGGUACAGAUAGCCAGACUCGUGUGAUUAAGGUUGUGCCUCAUAAUUCUAGGUCUGCUACGGAGUCAGCUGCAAGGAUUUUCCGGUCAAUACAAGAAGGGAGGCAACAACAUGACUCAUGACUUGUGUCCUUUCAAAAGUGAGUUUCAACUUAUUCACAGAUGGGGCUGUGAACUCACUUUGGAUCGUUUACUUAAUGAUAGAGAGUGAACUUUGGUGCCAAGGUAAGAUUACUUUCAACGACUAUAGCUCAAGCCAUGGAAACAGCAUCUUAGCCGAUUCUCACUAAAUUCCAUAUUCUCGAAAGCGUCAUACACUAGGCUAUUCUUUUAUUUGGUGAUACAAUACACAAUUGUCUGGUCUUAUAUAUGGAUAUGAUAAUAUGAAAGAAAUCUUUUAUGGCUCUUUUGGUAUAAACAUCAGCUUUAGCAGUAGUUACUGUAAAUGUCUCAGAACUACAUUUGGAUGGAUAUAAGAUUUUGUUGGAGUGUGCAAAUGAGCCACAGUUUUUCAGCUAAUGUUUGGUCAAAAAUCAUUCUAGAACAAUGUCCAGUGUGUGCAGGACACUGUAAUGAGAAUUUCUUGUGCUUCAGAUCCAUGGUUAAGUUGAAGGUAUGUUCCUUUUGGAUUUAGUUGCUUUGAGUUGACAAAUUCAAUUCCUCAGGGUUUCAAAUAUCCAUUUUUAUUCAGGUUUCAUAUAAAUCUCUGUUACACUCCACAAGUCGAGGAGUACGGAAUUUACCAUUUGAUGCUGCCUUGUGCUAUCAGGAAUACUUACUAGUCAGUAGUCACCUGAAAGCACUGAUUCAAGAGGCAACCUUCAAGCUGCAUGAGUUUACAGUAGAACUCGAACUCCUAAUGGGCUAUGCAUCGGCAUCAGGUGCCUUUUAACUCCUCAACCUCAUCCUUUCAUCGGCAGCUGAGAUCUGCCAGCCUCGCUAAGCCAUUGCUGCCAACCAAGAAAGCAUUCUGACUCUGCAUAACUCUAUGGUUCUCCAGAAGAGAGAGGUGUCGACACCUGUUCACUUCCAGAGAAUGGAAUUAACCAAGACCAGAGAGCUGUUUCUUCUACAAAUUGGCCUUCUUAAAUUAAUCGAGGAAGAUGCUAGUCCCAGACAGUUGUCUAGGCUGAAACCUGAUGUAUCUUAAUCAAAAAGAAGAUGCUUAGUGCUAUUGUCUACUAUGAAGUGGAGACUCGUCCUGUUUAAGCUUCUAUAUAACUGCAACUUUAUAAUUUCAGUUCUCCAAAUGUCAGCAACCAUUUUU